AUGCCUUUCCGUGAACGAACUCGGGAUUCUUCCGUCGCUGGUCGACAGCAAGAUCAAUGCCCACAAAUCCGAGGAGGAUGGGAAAAACUCGUAUCGUAUCUCAUUUGGCCACACUGGUGUAUAACAAGACUAAUUCGUUGGUUAUUUGGAGCAUCAUCACCUGAUCACCCUAUCCCUGAGAGCAGAUCAACAUGGGGAACAUGGGCUUUUUCGAUGAGAAAUCUUCCUAGUGAAGCUGCGAUUGCGCGGAUACCACUUCGCCCAAACCGCUACCACUUGGCCGGAUUGCGUGAUCAGGAGGAUAUGGCCCGCGAGUCUCAUGGCCAGCCUCACAGCCCCCCAACAGCAAGGAGCCUCGACUUCUCAAGUCUGGGAUAUGUUGAGAACGGGUAUUUCAUCCCACCCACAAGCCACUUUGACAAAAAUGGUCCUACCCGCUCUAGUAGUCAUAGGUCAAGCACCUCGGUUCACCCAAGUCAAGAUAAGGCUAUCCCCCUUACUGCAGAAACGGUUCGCUGGCCCUUCCUAUCCUCACCUUCUGAGGACGGUGAGGAAUCAGACGAAGAAUCAGAGAUCGAGAUGAAAGCUGUGACCCCAAUAGCUAAGCUGCCCGGAUCUUUUUUGCCCUCUUCUGAGCCCAGUGAUAAUUCAGAUCAAGAAUUUCAUGGGAGAAUAGGAACUGCGGCCUCACCGGCCAGGGUUUUUAUAAACCGUCGCAGAGACCUUCCGAUUACAGCUGGCGGCUUCUGUGAAGCUUUGCAGCUUCGCGCAUCAGUUGCUAGUGGCUUCCCUGCAGAGAACUUCUCUUCAGACCCUGUGAGAUCCUUGGACGCCUCAUCUCCUGCAAUUGAUGUUGCAUCUACAAUCGAGACCACCGGAGACCGGUAUGAGGGUGAAGAUGAGGAAGACGAAGACUAG
Molecule: messenger RNA, 918 nt
Organism: Fusarium musae
Lineage: Eukaryota; Fungi; Ascomycota; Sordariomycetes; Hypocreales; Nectriaceae
Exons: 1
Coding region: 1-918 (305 amino acids)
Source: RefSeq, a predicted model, not a curated record